AUGCACAUACGAGACGAAAUCAACCUGCGCGUGCUCAAGGGACACGAGGCAGGCAUCAGAGGUAUCCGCAAACAGACACCUUAUGUCGUCCUAUACAACUACUCCAUCACCGAAGGCUCCUGGGCCAAGCUACCCUACGAGGGCACUCUCUUUGUCUACGAGACGCAAGCCAGGCUGUGUGGCUAUCGCAUCCUCAACAGACUAUCGCUAGACUGCUUCUCGCGCGAUAUAGAGUCAGACCAAGAUGUUAUGGAAACAGAAGGCUACAUCAUCCACCGAACAGGCGAGGAUAUCUGGGGAAUCUGGAUUUGGGACAGCAAGGAUAGAGCCGAGUUGUUU
Protomyces lactucae-debilis is the source of this 339-nucleotide messenger RNA. RefSeq lists its product as uncharacterized. The record is from RefSeq and is a predicted model, not a curated record. The transcript has a single exon. The annotation marks the transcript as partial. Gene Ontology annotation, cellular component: P-body. Gene Ontology annotation, molecular function: mRNA binding; enzyme activator activity. Gene Ontology annotation, biological process: positive regulation of catalytic activity; deadenylation-dependent decapping of nuclear-transcribed mRNA; deadenylation-independent decapping of nuclear-transcribed mRNA. NCBI's taxonomy places the organism in Eukaryota, Fungi, Ascomycota, Taphrinomycetes, Taphrinales, Protomycetaceae.